Nerophis ophidion (straightnose pipefish) is the source of this 2085-nucleotide messenger RNA. RefSeq names its product aquaporin-11-like. Lineage: Eukaryota; Metazoa; Chordata; Actinopteri; Syngnathiformes; Syngnathidae. Gene Ontology annotation, cellular component: cytoplasm. Bases 126 to 1262 code for a protein of 378 amino acids. The record is from RefSeq and is a predicted model, not a curated record. The transcript has 5 exons. Gene Ontology annotation, molecular function: channel activity.
ACUUCCUGUGCUAUGCAAAAGUCGUUUAAAUAGAGAAGGAGGGGAUCGUACUCUAACAAAGUUUGUCCUCGUUCGAGGGGGACAAUUUACCGAGUUGUAGCCGAUGACCUGACCACUUGAGCGGGAUGAACGUGUGGGUCUCCCUGGCGGUGUUGGCCGUCGCGGUGCUUCUCAGCGAGGUAGCCCGCCGGGCAGCCAUUCGCCUCCUUCGCGGUGCUUCCAGAGCUGCGGUGCUGGAGGCGGCGUCUACCUUCCAGCUCUGCUGCUGCACGCACGAACUCAAGCUGCUCGCCGACGCGGUCGAGCCGGCGGUCAGCCUGACGCUUUGCUACGCCAUUACCGUCGUCCACCUGCAGACCUUCCGGGGAGCUUCGUGUAAUCCCUGCGGCGUCGUGGAGCGAGUUUGCCGCGGGAGCUGCGGCUUCGGAGCGGCGUUGUCGGUCAUUGCCGCGCAGUUCAGCGCCGCUCUGGCCGCGCGGCACUUCGCCGCCUCCGUGUGGUCGCAGGGUCUGUCGGAGAGCCACGUUACGCACCGGCGCUUCGGCUUCAGGUGCUUCGACCCGCUGGGGGGCACCGUUUUGGAGGCGGCCGCCGUGGAGCUGGCUUGUGCCUUCGCCGUCCAAGCCGUGGCUCUGCACGCCCACAAAGUGGACGAGAAACUCCGCGUUCACGUCUUUGCCGCCGUCGUUACCGCGCUGGUGUACACAGGUGGCAGCAUUUCCGGGGCGGUCUUUAACCCCGUCCUGGCCUUCUCCGUCCAGUUCCCCUGCAGCGGACACACCUACCUGGAAUACUGCUUCAUUUACUGGCUGGGACCAGCCUUAGAAAAAUACCAGCUGGAUCACAAAGCAACGACCAAGGAAAAUAACUACCAAGAGAGGAACCAGACCGCAACUCCUGCCCUGCCUCCUCGGACCCAGUUUCUGUUGGCAGAAGCACAGAGCUACGAAAACAUCACCGAGCAUCCCGACAGUGGACAGAGCAGCAUGUUCUCCUUCCAACAAAUCACGGCCUACCCUCACGACCAUGACUUGAACCAGGAGGACCCUCGUGAACGUAAGCAGAUCCUGGACCUGCAGCACGACGACAACCCCUUCCAGGACCAUGAGCAGAACCUGGCCGAGGUUUCAGACUAUGAAGAAGUCGCUGAGCAGUCGGGUGACUACGUGAAAGUCUACGACGAAGGCGAGGUCCACCCUCCGUUGAUGGAGGACUACGAUGACAUCGCCGGGAAGGACCAGGACUAUGACGACCUUGGCUAAGGCGGCAACGGCAUCGACUAGUUCCGUGCAGGGCGGGACUUGUGCAAACCAUGCGAGACCUCAGUGCACCUCUCUAGACCUCACUUCAGCUUGUGUCCAAUUGUGUUUCUCAUGCUUUUCCUUUGGCUUCUUUGCCACGCUUAUCUCCCAAGUUAGGAGAAGGAAAACAAACACAGAAGAAGAAUACCGUAUUUCCUUGAAUUGCCACCGGGCCGCUAAUUCAUUUAAAACCACUUCUCACUCCUGCGCUUACCAAAGGCAUGCGGUAAAAGUAAGCAUGCGCUAAUUAUUUUAAAACCUCUUCUCACUCCUGCACUUACCAAAGGUAUGCAGUAAAAAUUUGAGUGUGAUGUAAGCUUGGACCUUAAAUCCUACUGAAUAGCUGUUAAUCUUCUUCCCUUUAUGCGAUUUCAAAUUAACCUCCUCCAUUUUGAAAAUGAUGACAGGGGAAGUGUCACUCGUGACGUCACGAGUUUGACCAGGCGGUAAUACCAAGCAUGCGCUAAUUAUUUUGGGAAGCGAGUUUGACCCGGCAGUAAUUCAAGGCAGGCGCAUACUGCGGCAAUUCAAGGAAAUACGGUAUACGUUAUGCUAACUUUGCUGCUAACUACGCUAAUGUUGACGCCGAGUUAGCAUCACGCGGGGUCCAGGAUUGAACGUGAACAUUCGCCGGGAGCUAAAUGCCUGCCAUACAUGUCGUCACAGGUCAAAGGCGGUGUUUACCGUUUUUCGUCACAUUUUUGGUUAACUUAUUAUUAUACUUGUGAUAUUAAAAAUAUGAAAUGUUGCCUUUGCAGCCGAUAAAGAUUUUAUGCUGACCACA